GAUUGUACCACACAGUCCUGCACUCGGAGUUGUUCCGUUCACUUCAUUCAGGUCAUCAGAUUUCCAUCACUGAACUGAGAAACUGGGCUUUCGUCUUUCACACCCACCAGUGACCUGUUGUUGUGUUUUGAAAGCAAUGGAUGCGAAGGCUCAGGAGCCCGCCGCAAAGCGCAAGGCUCUGCUGCCUUCGUUGGUGAAAGCUAAGAAGAAGUUGUUGGAACAGGCUGAAGAGUCGGGAGUUCAGCUGAGCGGCGGCCUCGCUUCCGAUGAUCACAUUCCGCUCGAACAGAUAUUCGUGAAUUUGGCCUUUUUGUCUGAAAAGGAAUUGAAAAGAGACUUUGAUGAAGCGUUCUCGACGUAUGCUGAGAGUCGUGAACACGCAGUGCAAUUUAGCAAAGCCGAUCGAAUUGAAUUGAAGAACCUGUUUCGUGCCGCAGCGUCGAGUGUUGACGACGUUUCCCAUUCAAAAGGAAAAUCUGCACCAGCAGCUACAGCGACCGAGCGACCGAAUCUCUGUGGCAAGGUGUUACGGAAUGUACUGGCGUACGGAUCUGCUGGUAGUGGCAAGACCACAGUGUUUCUGCUCAUGGUUCUAUACCUGUGGAGCAGAGGCGAACUAUGGCAGGAGGAAUUCGAUCUGGUCGUAGGACUGGAGCUUCGUAAAAAAGAGGUGAGAGCUGCCACUAGUCUUGCUGAGCUGCUGGCUGUGAAACUGGCGAGCCAGGGCCUGUCGCAGACUGAGAUAUUGGAGCUAGCAAACUACUUCGAGGAUUCUCCAAGCCGUCUAUGUGUCAUCAUGGACGGCUUGGAUGAAUGUGAUUUCGCCAGCUGCAGUUUGUUCAUGAGUGACUUGCUGAAACGUGAGGGCAUGGUGAAGACACACGUGAUCGUCACAAGCCGUCCAUGCCAGGAUGCAUAUCAACUAUCGCAGUGUGGCAAAUAUCAGCAGAAGAUCCAAGUACUCGGUUUCUCACCGGAGAACGUGAGGGAGUAUGCAGAGAAGGUUCUCGGUAGACAGCGCGCUGAAAUUCUGCUGGCAGAGCUGCAAAACAAGCCGGAUGUGUCAUGUCUUAUGGCAACUCCCAUGUUCGCAGCCCUAACAUGUGAGCUUUUCAAGAGCAACAAUGCCGUGUGGAAGUGCAGUGCAUCCCUGUACGAAUCGUUACUGCGCCGAGUAGUAGAGCGUGCUGGUGGUGCGGUUCGCGAGUCGAUUUCACUGGCACCCAGCAAAGUGGUCCAGUCGCUACAGGAACUGGGGCGUUUUGCGUUUCGCAUGCUGCUGGGGAAAAGGAUGGUGUUCAACACGGCUGACGUCAAGAACUCCCACUUGAGCAAGGAUGCAAUGAGCUUGGGUCUUCUACAAACAUGCCAGGGCACAAUGUCUACGGACGUUCGGCAAUACCGCUUCUGCCAUCUGUCACUGCAGGAGUUCCUGGCGGCAUGGUUUCAGGCGGAAUGCGUGGUGAAAGAAAGACAUCACGCCAUUGCACUGGUACGGCGACUGGGCGCGUACGAUGGCCAUAUGGCAAUGUUCUGGAAGUUUCUCAUUGCUCUAUGCCCGGAAGACGUGUCGCUGACCAUCAUGGAGGAGCUAUGGCGUGUGCAGUGUGCGGAUCCCAUACCACUGGAUCCUAGCGGUGAGGCGGACGAAUCCACCAAACGAGCUAAUAGAUGGGCCAGCGACGGGCGAGAGGAGCGGGCUUCCAACGCGACUACUACAGCUACCAGACAUGCUGCCACUGCCGCUAGACGUGCUGCCACCGCCGCUAAGCUAGCCGAGGACAUGCGCAACGACUCAAGUGUCCUGACCGGUGAGAUGGAGAUGGCAAAGGUCCACGACCGUCUUUGCCAGAUACUGAAGGCCGAGCACAUGACAGUCCUCGCCGACAUUCUCCUCAUUCCUCGGCAUGACCGUGGCAAGGGCCAUGGUGGGGAACGUGUGCGCCGUUCCAUGCCCAUCAGCCGAGAGCCCACAGACGCGCUAUUCCUAAAGACUCUCCUGACGGUGUGGAUGGAGAACGGCAGUGUUGCAAAUGGCACUGUGCUGCUGGAAGCGCUAUCCCAGGUGGAUGCCGUGCUGGCGCGGCCGUGCGAGAGUCUCCUUCAUCCCGCUGCUAUGCUGCUGAGUCGUGAAUCCCUGCAAGCUGCUCCUUCUGGCAUUGUAAGUCUAGCUGAUGCUGCUGCUGUCGCUGCUCAUGCACAUUCUUCUAUACGUAGGUUGUUUGUUCAUCUUGUUGUGGCAUAUCAUGAGCAUGCAGAGUAUCACGGUGUUUCCUGCAACUGGACACAUCCUUUCUUUCGUACUAUGCUUGCAUCAAAGCUCAUUCUCAAUGGCGUUUCUCUUUCUUCUCAUGAAUGUGUUGCUCUCAGUUCUUUACUGCGUGACUAUACAUGUAGUGAUUUGGAGGAAGUCGACCUCAACUUUUGUCGUAUUGGCGAUGAGUCAUUUCACAGCUUGUCAGCAGGCUUACAGAGGUGUAGCAGUGUACGUGUACUAGAUCUAGAUUAUAAUGCUAUUCACGAUGGUCAGGCAUUGUCCUCCGUGAUUUCAGCCAUGUCUGCUAGUCUUGUGGUUGUGAGUGUCACUGGUAACCCUGUUGGUGUGAGUGGUUUUGUGUCGGUGUGCCGUGCACUUAGUCAGUGUAAGAAUGUACACAAAGUCUAUGCCCUGUACAUGUGUAGUGAUGGUGCUGCACCGUUGUCUGUACUCUGUGAUAUGUUGGAGCAAUGUACACAGCUGAAAGUGUUGGGGUUGAAUGGGAAUGUGUUUGUGGGUUGUGAGGAUGAUGAAUUGAGAUUCAUUGAAGCAGUGAAGGUGUGUACACAGUUACAUAUACUGUCCGUGUAUGACUGUGGCUUGAGUGCGAAUGUACGUUCUCAACUUGUCACUGUGUUCACAGAGUGGGGGCGUCGGGAUGACUUGUAUGGUGUGUGAGUAUGUAGACUGGUUGUGUGAGUGUAAUGUGAUUGUGACAAUGUAUGUUGUGUUGUAAUUUGACCACACAGUCAUGUAAACUCAGUAAAUUUGUUGUAAUUUCUUUAGAAAAUGUAAAGUUUUGUAUUGUUUUGUUCCCCUGUAUACCCCCUACCCCUAAACCCUGACCAUGGAUAGGUUUUUUUGCCUGCUUUUCUUCUUGUACAUAUUAUGUUUUUGCUUGCUGCUUGCCUGCUUACUACUCUAAUGUUGAGGACUGUUGUGAAUAGAUUUCUGAUGUUUUCAUGCCUAUAAUCAUAUCUGCUGCUACUGCUAUGCUAUGUUGUUUUUUCAUCAUUGAUUUAUGAACUGAUAGUAAUUUCUAUGUGUGUUUACAAUGUUCUAUAUGUAAUUUUGUUUAUUUUUUGUCAUAGUUUGUGUAAUCAUGGAGAAUUGGAUUUAAAACAG
This is a messenger RNA of Sycon ciliatum, 3382 nucleotides long. RefSeq names its product NLR family CARD domain-containing protein 3-like. Bases 137 to 2935 code for a protein of 932 amino acids. Lineage: Eukaryota; Metazoa; Porifera; Calcarea; Leucosolenida; Sycettidae. The transcript has a single exon. The record is from RefSeq and is a predicted model, not a curated record.